UCCGACCUCUCCAGCCUCCACCCUGCCCGUGCAGGCGGCUCCCCGGAAUACACGCACAUGCACCCCCGGCACCCCCUCCCCGCGCCCCGACCCGGGCAGGGGGUGGGCCCUCACCCGGGCGCUAAAAAGUCCCCCUAGGCGGGAGCAGGGGAGGGCAGAGGGGCGGGGGAGGCUCCAGCACUCUCCGCUCUCGUUUCAAAGCGCGCUCUCCCUUCCAGGUUGGGUCGGACCUGAACCCCUAAAAGCGGAACCGCCUCCCGCCCUCUCGCCAGCAGCCCGCCCGGAGCUGAGUCGCCGGCGGCGGUGGCGGCGGACGGACCGGGGAGUUUCCUCUCGCAUUGGAUGGAGCUGAACUUUGGGCGGCCAGAGCAGCGCGGCCGUCCGGGGAGCGCUGCAUGCUGAGCUCCCUCGGCGAGACCCAGCGGCAGCUCUGGAUUUUCGGGGGGGCGGGGACCAGCUGCGCGCCGGCACCAUGUUCUUGGCGACCCUGUACUUCGUACUGCCGCUUCUGGACGUGCUCCUGUCGGCCGAGGUCAGCGGCGGGGACCGCUUGGACUGCGUGAAAGCCAGCGAUCAGUGCUUGAAGGAGCAGAGCUGCAGCACCAAGUACCGCACGCUCAGGCAGUGCGUGGCGGGCAAGGAGACCAACUUCAGCUUGACAUCGGGCCUGGAGGCCAAGGACGAGUGCCGCAGCGCCAUGGAGGCCCUCAAACAGAAGUCGCUUUACAACUGCCGCUGCAAGCGGGGUAUGAAGAAGGAGAAGAACUGUCUGCGCAUCUACUGGAGCAUGUACCAGAGCCUGCAGGGAAAUGAUCUGCUUGAAGAUUCCCCAUAUGAACCAGUUAACAGCAGAUUGUCUGAUAUAUUCCGGGUAGUCCCAUUCAUACCAGCGGAGCGUAUCCCGAAAGGGAACAAUUGCCUGGACGCCGCCAAGGCCUGCAACCUGGACGACACCUGUAAGAAGUACAGGUCUGCCUACAUCACACCGUGCACCACCAGCAUGUCCAACGAUGUCUGCAACCGGCGCAAGUGCCACAAGGCCCUCCGGCAGUUCUUCGACAAGGUCCCGGCCAAGCACAGCUACGGGAUGCUCUUCUGCUCCUGCCGGGACAUCGCCUGCACCGAGCGGAGACGGCAGACCAUCGUGCCGGUGUGCUCCUACGAGGAGAGGGAGAAGCCCAACUGCUUGAAUUUGCAGGACUCCUGCAAGACGAAUUACAUCUGCAGAUCUCGCCUGGCGGAUUUUUUUACCAACUGCCAGCCGGAGUCAAGGUCUGUCAGCAGCUGUCUAAAGGAAAACUACGCUGACUGCCUCCUCGCCUACUCAGGGCUUAUUGGUACAGUCAUGACCCCCAACUACAUAGACUCCAGUAGCCUCAGCGUGGCCCCCUGGUGUGACUGCAACAACAGUGGAAACGACCUGGAGGAGUGCUUGAAAUUUCUGAAUUUCUUCAAGGACAACACAUGUCUUAAAAAUGCAAUUCAAGCCUUUGGCAAUGGCUCAGAUGUGACUGUGUGGCAGCCAGCCCUCCCAGUUCAGACCACCACUGCCACCACCACCACAGCCUUCUGGGUCAAGAACAAGCCCCUGGGGCCAGCAGGCUCUGAGAAUGAAAUCCCCACUCAUGUUUUACCACCUUGCGCAAAUUUACAGGCACAGAAGCUGAAAUCCAAUAUGUCGGGCAGUCCACACCUCUGUCUUUCUGAUCGUGAUUACGAAAAGGAUGGUCUUGCUGGGGCUUCCAGCCACAUAACCACAAAAUCAAUGGCUGCUCCUCCAAGCUGCAGUCUGAGCCCACUGCUGGUCCUGGUGGUAACUGCCCUGUCCACCCUAUUAUCUUUAUCUUUGGCUGACACAUCGUAGCUGCAUUUAAAAAACAAUAUGGACAUGUAAAAAGACAAAAACCAAGUUAUCUGUUUCCUGUCCUCUUGUAUAUCUGAAAUUCCAGUUUUAGGAGCUCAGUUGAGACACUGCUAAAACAGUUUCAUCCAACUGGAACUUUUUUCUUUCUUUUUUUUUUCUAAGAAAGCUUCUUGUGAUCCUUAGGGCUUAUAUGGGAUCCCCGAUACAGUGCUACAUUCCAAACUCAGAAGGCUUUGGGGCAUGCUGUAUUGUAAAGGGACAGUUUGUUGAUUUGGCUGUAAAGCAAACUGGGGCCAUGUUUUUCAAGAGGACGAUGAGGAUGGUGAUUUUAACAAUUUAACUCUGGCCUUCACUAGCUAGAGAAGGAGUUAGUAUUUCUAAAGAAUCUUCCAUAUCUCACGUAAUAGGUUUUAUUUCUGAUGACAUGACUGCAGCAGUACGUGGAUGCCAAGUUUUUUUUUGUCACAAAGUGAAGAUCCUCAUCAAGACAAUCUUGAUGGACUUUGUGCAGACAAGCUUGUACCAAUGUUCACUUUUCUAUACGUACUAGUAUUUUCCGCGCUGCGUUUAUGUACUCUAAACAGUUCUGCACUCUCCUACAAAAACAAAAAAUACCUGUCACAUUCCACUGUAGUGUCUGUCUUCUAGUCAAAAUAGAGAGUGAGAGUGGGCAUGAGACUUCACAGAACCUUGAUCAUUGAGACAUUUUCCUAAGCCUUACCUGAGGGAGAAGCCCUUAAACUAACAAGAGUCAAAUAUAGCUGAAGCAUCAUUCCAAUACUCUUUACACGUAUGAGGUUAUAUGUAGAAAAAAAAUUUUACUACUAAAUGAUUUCAACUACUGGCUUUCUAUGUUUUGAAAGUAAUGACAUUGUCUUCGUUUUUUUUACUGGUGGUUUAAUACAAAAUACACGGAGCUUGUUUUCCUCUCAUAAGUAGUGUUAGCUCCGAUGUUCAUGAAGACAGCUCUUCAAAAGCAGACUCUGAGGAGCCUCGUGCUUCAGCAGAAAGCUCUGCAUCACGUUAUUGUGGACAGGCAGAAGGAAACAGAGCAGCCAAGCAUUGUCUUUUAUCAUUUCUUGAAACGCAAGCGUGCAUACCUGUGAGGAAACCAGCAGCCACUCGUAAAUGUUCUACAGUGUCCAGUGGCACCCUUGCCAGUUGACACAGACCAGUACCUUGGUGUUCCUGUUACUUGACAAAGGCAGCCUUGACUGGGACGGGGGGUUGGGAUGUGCUGCCCUUUCUUCUGAAGCAGAUCCAUGCCAGGGUACACAGUUCUUUUCCUAACGAUUGUCUUGACUCCCAACUGUCAUGGCUUGGGUGCUGUGUAGAGCAGUUUGGCCUGAAGGUCGCGGGGGGUCUGCUUGCACCGUGUUCUGUGUCCUCCGUGACAGACUGUGACUGACUCUGCAAAAAAAGAUGAAAGGUUUGUGGAUCCAGAGGGUCACCAUUAGGUCUGUGGAGCUGAGUUGAUUGGCACAGAGACACAGAACAAAACAGGACUCUGGAUAUAAGGCAUUUGGCUUGUUAACUGCACGUCCUCUUCUAUCGUUCUUUUCCUUAAACGAAUAGACUCAAAAGUGCCCUUCUGAAGUCUGGUUGAAAUGGUGAGAUUCGAUAUCUACAAGGAUCGAGUGCUAGUAGCCAUGUUUCUUUGAAACUGAGUAGAGGCGAGGAGAUUCCACCCAGUAGAGUAUUGGAAGCGUUCGCUUUCUUCCCAUAUCAGUAGAGGGGUGGAGGGGGCAGACCCACCGUGCACAUUUCAUCCUGAUUCCCUUUGCCCACGGAUGUUUGCCUUGUAAGAACUAAUCAAAUUACUAGGGUGGGAAAUCUGUUAAACCCAAGAUGAAGGCAUAGCCUUUUAGCUCUAUUGAUGUUUGAAGUACAUUUAUAUCCAAAUGUUAAUAAACAUAAAUGUAUAUACUAA
Messenger RNA from Balaenoptera ricei (Rice's whale), 3794 nucleotides. It is a transcript of the gene GFRA1, whose product is annotated as GDNF family receptor alpha 1. The coding region runs from base 473 to 1864 and encodes 463 amino acids. Lineage: Eukaryota; Metazoa; Chordata; Mammalia; Artiodactyla; Balaenopteridae. Gene Ontology annotation, cellular component: signaling receptor complex; external side of plasma membrane. Gene Ontology annotation, biological process: nervous system development. The record is from RefSeq and is a predicted model, not a curated record. Gene Ontology annotation, molecular function: signaling receptor activity. The transcript is spliced from 9 exons.